This is a messenger RNA of Rhipicephalus microplus (southern cattle tick), 2727 nucleotides long. RefSeq lists its product as uncharacterized. The record is from RefSeq and is a predicted model, not a curated record. Lineage: Eukaryota; Metazoa; Arthropoda; Arachnida; Ixodida; Ixodidae.
AUGCAGUCAAUAGAGCAACCCAGGCAAGCAAACCUUCCGCCAGCCUUGGAACACGACUUCGGUUCACUUUUCAGUCCCGAGUUGGGUCUUGCUAAGCGGUUCACGCAUCGUGUCAAGAUUUGGCAAGGCGUGCAGCUGGUACCUUCGAAGCUGCGCUGUCUUCCAUAUUCACGUCGGGAACCAGUGUCGAAAGAACUUCACAGGUUGCUGAGCCUUGACAUCAUCGAACGCAUCGAUGCUUCUGAAUGGGUUUCGCCCAUUGUUGUCGUUGACAAGAAAGACGGCAACAUCAGAAUUUGUGUUGACUUCCGGGAGCCUAACAAGGCUAUUGUACCAGACAGCUUCCCGUUGCCUCAUACAGAGGAACUCCUUCAUGCCUUGGUAGGCGCGACACACUUCUCAAAACUUGACUUGGCUUCUGCCUACCAUCAGGUUCUUUUGCACCCUGACUGCAGGGACCUGACAGCCUUCAUCACGCAUGAAGGACUUUUUCGGUUCAAGAGAAGUUGCUUUGGGUUAGCUUCUGCCCCAGCGGCAUUUAAGAAGAUGAUAGCCACAAUUCUGGAUGGCUGCCCUGGUGCGUUGUUCUACAUUGAUGACGUGAUAGUCUUUGGGAAAAGUGCAGAAGAACAUCUUUUGAACCUAACAAAGGUCUUGCAGAAAGUCAAGUACGCAGGCCUGAAAUUGAACGACAAAUGCCUUUUCGACGUUCCAGAACUUUCUUUCCUAGGGCAUAAGGUCACUGCACAAGAAUACUAUUCCAAGUUUGUUCCCCGCUUGGCCCAGGUGGUCGAGCCUAUGCGAGUUCUGCUUCGCAAGAAUAAGCCAUUCAUCUGGUCAGCCGAAGCAGACAACAGUUUCCGGAGGGUCAACGAAAUGCUUUCUUCAAGUACAGUUGUCCACAAGUUCGAUCCAUCACUUCCAGUCAUCGUGUCGACCGACGCUUCUGACUGUGGGCUGGGAACCGUUCUGCAGCAGCAAAAUGGCCAUGAGCUCCGCAUAGUGGCUUUCGCGUCUCAUUUGAACGGACCAUCAGGCGUUGGUAUCGUUGCUGUCUUCGCAAGGACGUGGCAGAAGGCCACUUCAAAUUGCACGCUGAAUACGCGACUCCUAUGCUUCGAUUUCUCUGUCGAGUACCGCAAGGGGUCCACCAACACGGUGGCAGAUGCUCUAUCUCGGCUGUCAGCUCCUGCCGCGCAGGCACAGCUGGCCAAGGAUGAAGAAAUUGUGUCGUUGGUCGAGUCGGCUUGCGUGACGAAGGAAGAAUUCAAGCAAGCCGUCCUCAACGAUGGUUGUCUGCAAACGGUCAAGUCGUUCGUGCUCGGUUCUUGGCCACCACAAAAGUCCAUACCAAAGGAGGCAAAACAUUUCUACUCUGUGCGCGAAGAACUUUCUGUUGUUGAUGACCUUCUACUGCGCGCAGAACGCCUCGUUGUUCCGUCCUCACUCACGGCUCAGUUCAUCGCCGUUGCCCACAAGGCACAUCCGGGCAUCACGCGCACAAAGGCGCGACUUCGUGAGCUAUUCUGGUGGCCACGGAUGGACAAGCAAGCUGAAUAUGCCGUGAAAAACUGUCACAUCUGCCUGGAGGCAGAUAAGUCUUCCAAAACAUCGCCAGCGCCAUUGCAGCCAAUUGACUGGCCUGAAAGGCCAUGGCAGAAACUGGGCCUAGACAUUGUUGGCCCAUUGGAACAUGCACCUAACAAUAGCCAAUUUGCUAUAACACUGGCCGAUUACCAUUCCAAAUGGCCAGAGAUAUAUUUCUGCAGCGAAGUGGCCACAAGCACCGUGAAAGACUUCUUAACCAGUGUUUUUGCCCGUGAAGGAUACCCGGAAGAGAUUGUUUGCGACAAUGGGCCGCAGUUCACUUCACGUGAAUUUGUAAGCUUUCUUCAAAACCGAGCCAUCAAGCUGUCUCAUUCGUCUGUAUAUUACCCCCAGGCGAAUGGGCAAGUCGAGAGGUUCAAUCGAACUCUGAAGAACUUCAGCCAGGUUUCACUCCUCGAAAGGAGACCUAUCCGACAAGCGGUUACGGACUACCUCUCUAUUUACCGCUGUACUCCACAGGCUACCACUGGAGUUGCCCCAGCAGUUCAGCUGCAUGGGCGAAUGCCCCGAACCAGAUUGGAUGUUGUGGGGUUUUCGGCACCAGUGUUUGCAAAAGACCCAGCAAAGGAACUGGCGCGACUGCGCCAAAUGGUCCGGCUUCAACAGCAAAGCAGUAAGGAGUACACGGACCGCCGGAGAGCUGCUAAGCAGCCAAAGAUAGCUGUGGGUGAUUUCGUUCGUAUCAACAAGCCGUCCGUUCGCUUCAAGGGGGAUCGCUCCUUUUCCUCGCCAACUGAGGUGUUGGGGAGGAGGGGACCUGCUUCUUUCCGACUUGCAGACGGCCGAACAUGGAACGCCUCCAAGUUUUCCCGGGUUUCUGAGAGGGGCACGAGUCCACAAUACGAACGUUCGCAGCUACCUGCGCCACAGCUUCCGGUUCAAGUGCCGCAGCCUGCCCUGCCGCCGCCGCCUUCUCCCGAGUCGCAGCCGCCGCCUCCUGGCCUGCCUGUACCGCAGCCUGCCAUGCUGCAGCCUCCUUCUCCUGGGCCGCAAUCGCGGUCUCCUGGCGUACUACAGAGCUCUACAAGCUCAUUACCAGCUCCGGCCGUGCAGCAUCCCCAUCGGCCGUCCCGAGAGCGCCGGCCACCGGUCUGGCUCAAGGACUAUCAGACCCACUAG